Messenger RNA from Grammomys surdaster, 3283 nucleotides. RefSeq names its product cell division cycle associated 7 like (gene Cdca7l). The transcript is spliced from 12 exons. The record is from RefSeq and is a predicted model, not a curated record. Gene Ontology annotation, cellular component: nucleus. Lineage: Eukaryota; Metazoa; Chordata; Mammalia; Rodentia; Muridae. The coding region runs from base 609 to 1901 and encodes 430 amino acids. Gene Ontology annotation, biological process: regulation of DNA-templated transcription.
GUUAACAAGAUGGUAGUGACGCAGAGGGAGACUAGAGACGUUUUCACAAUGGACUUGUUGAAUGAUGCAAAGGGAGGGGGAGCAGGAGUUGCUGGGGUAACACCAGGACAUUUGUUUGACUUUUUGGGAUAAGAAUGAUGGACUUCAUCCAGGCAAUGUGAGUGGAGAGAACAGUAGGUUUGGGAAAGUCAGAUUUGUCUACUCGUGUAGGAUGAAGCAUUCCUGACACCUUGGAAGGAAGGGACAGUGUUUAGACAUGGUGCGUGAGGACCAUGGAGACGCUGUUGAUGCCCUCACGCAGAGGAGAUGAAGAACAGGGUCAGAACCAGCAGCAGGAGCUACAGAGCCAGGGACCUGCAGAAACAGACCAGCCCUACCAGCAGGCACAUUGGCCAGCUUGCCAACACUCUGAGCAAUGACAUCCUCAAUGUUUUCCCCAUUCAGCUCACAGAUGACCUUGCUGCUUUAACUGACUUCAAGUAUAGAAAAGGGAAAGCCGCUCAUUUGGGUGUGUGAACAAACGUUCAUCUCUGAACCCACAUCGGAUAACCAAAAUUAAAGAACAGUGGGUGACAACAAAGUUAAGAGCUUACCAGCUGGAAUCUUACAUGAUACCCAAGGAAAUAGCCGACAUCUUCAAUGCUCCCAGUGAUGAUGAAGAGUUUGUGGGUUUCCAGGAUGACGUUCCCAUGGAAAACCUAUCAGAGAGCUGUGGUAGUCUGGACUCGCUGGAGUUGGAGAAACAGGAGAACGUGUGCUUCCAUUCCAAAUACUUCACAGAAGAACUUAGAAGGAUUUUCAAAGAGGACACGGACUCAGAAACUGAAGAUUUUGAAGGAUUUACGGAGAGUGAGCUGAACGUGAACAGUAACCCAGAGCUCAUAGAGUCGGAGCUGAGCGACAAUGACAAACCAUAUCCUGUGAUGAGUGACGAGGAAGAAGAUGACGAAGAGGAGCCUGCACCUAGAAGACGCAGGUCCAAGAGAAGCAGUUUUGGUCUUCGGGUAGCCUUUCAGUUCCCCACCAAAAAGUUGGCAAAAACACCAGAUAGAAAUAGCUCACACUUGCUGGACAGUAAGACUGAUCUCGGAAGAGACAAGAGCUCCAGACAGCCCAAGGAGAAGGAAGAAUCUGCUUCUGACGCUGAGGAUGAGUCCAGGGCUGAGAGCCAGGAGAAUUCGGAUGCUCUGCUGAAAAGGGCCAUGAACAUCAAAGAGAACAAGGCCAUGCUCGCUCAGUUGUUGGCGGAAUUGAAUUCGGUUCCAGAUUUCUUCCCUGUGCGGACACCACCUUCAGCUUCUAGGAGGAGAACACCACGACGGGCCUUCUCAGAGGGACAGAUCACACGGCGCAUGAACCCAACCCGGAGUGCACGACCCCCAGAGAAGUUUGCUCUGGAUAACUUCACCUUCUCAGCCACCAAGCUUACUGAAGAGCUUUACAGUUUCAGAAGAAGAAAGACAAUCAGUGGGGGAAAAUGCCAGAGGUAUAGACGUCACCGGAUAUCUUCUUUCCGCUCCGUGAAAGACAUCACUGACGGAGACUUGGAAAACAUUGCCAUAACUGUGCGUGAUAAAGUCUAUGAUAAAGUGCUUGGUAACACGUGCCAUCAGUGCCGGCAGAAGACCAUCGAUACCAAGACGGUCUGUCGGAACCAGGGCUGUGGCGGUGUGCGGGGACAGUUCUGUGGGCCGUGCCUUCGGAAUCGAUAUGGAGAGGAUGUGCGGACAGCGUUGCUGGAUCCGAAGUGGACAUGUCCUCCCUGCCGUGGGAUCUGCAAUUGCAGUUACUGCCGGAGGCGAGACGGCCGCUGUGCCACCGGGAUUCUCAUUCACCUGGCCAAGUUCUAUGGUUAUGAUAAUGUCAAGGAGUACCUGGAGAGCUUGCAGAAGCAGCUGUAGAAGACAGUAGAGAACGGGGAUCGCUCGAACUUACCAGGCCGAGUCCCACAAGACUGAUCUGCUCUUUGUGCCAGCCUUAUACGCUUGUUUUCUAGAAUUUACUGGUUCUACUCCUAUUGUUUUUUUUAAAUGUUUAUAUGCUUAAAAAGAUUUCUCAGGAAAAAUAGUAAAGCGGAGAGAUCUAUAUACGUAACUGCACAGACCUGUAUUGUUACAAGUGUCUGCUGAAGAUUUUAAAGCACAGUUUGAAUGAGGCAGAGCUAAAGCUCAGGUAAGUUAUAAAAAAAACCUUGUCUAACAGCUCUUGCCUUUGGUCAGCUCCCUCCCUACAGAGGCUGUUGCUUUGCCUCCCGAGUGACCAUAGCUCAAAUCUGAUAGUUUAUCCUGCUCUGGAUAUUGAAUUCUGGGUCAUUAGAAAUCUGUAUUGAAGAAUGUUACUCUAGGCCGGGCGGUGGUGGCGCACGCCUUUAAUCCCAGCACUUGGGAGGCAGAGGCAGGCGGAUUUCUGAGUUCGAGGCCAGCCUGGUCUACAGAGUGAGUUCCAGGACAGCCAGGGCUAUACAGAGAAACCCUGUCUCGAAAAUCCAAAAAAAAAAAAAUUUGAAAGAAUGUUACUCUAAACUACCAAGUGCAAUUAACCACACACUGUGAGUAAGGUGUCCUCUUUUAUUAAGAGACAACAGAAACAGACACUGGAGGCCUCAGUGUGCUUGCCUCUUCCUUCAGGACCUGCCUGGAGCCUGCUGCUUCUAUGUUUUUUUAAAAAAUUGUUUUAGAGAUUUUGCUUUUUUAUAGAACCCUCACCGAGUUCUUCCCGAGACUUACGGAUACGAGAUAAGCCGUGGUGUUUUAAAUGGGAGUUAGAGGAAGCUAAAAUUGAUAAGUACUCAUUCCUUGUAGACAUUUAGUGUUUGGUCCUUGUGUACUGAUUAUUCUCCCUCCUCAAAGAAUAAUUCUCUAACAGAAGAAUGUAUACUCCUGUUACUAAAACAUAGUCACUGUGUCUGGCUGAAGCCAGAGGAACGAGUUGUAGUACUAAGGUUGUUUAUGCUUCUAGCAGUAGAGCCACGCCUGCCAGCACCCACUUAGCUAUCCUGUCUUUACUCCUUAGCCUGAAUGUCCACACGUAGGUGGGGCCUCUUGCUUUGGUUUUGUAAACAGGGCACUCAUAGGCAUGCUUAAUUUCUUGUCUGUCCACUGGUAUGGCUUUGGCAAAGAUGACUGGCAUCGUGGACGUUAACUCCUUAAGGCGGGCAUCAACAAGGGCUCCUGACUGGAUGUCCCACCUGGCACCUGUGGCAGAGACAAAAGAUGUGUAACUAGCAUGCUGGUACUGAAUCUCUAACUGUUCCAUGCAAUAAAUGUUCCACUUUUACAACAUU